Molecule: messenger RNA, 1862 nt
Organism: Rana temporaria (common frog)
Lineage: Eukaryota; Metazoa; Chordata; Amphibia; Anura; Ranidae
Product: G-protein coupled receptor 35-like
Biological process (GO): phospholipase C-activating G protein-coupled receptor signaling pathway; positive regulation of Rho protein signal transduction
Cellular component (GO): membrane
Molecular function (GO): G protein-coupled receptor activity
Source: RefSeq, a predicted model, not a curated record
CAGAGCUCUACAUUACAGUCUAAAGUACAAUUUCUGCUUUGAAUGUACCCUUAUUGAAAUUUGCUUAGUAUGUAGAGAUUUAACUUAUUGUAUGUCUGUCCUUACGUAGAGUUAUUAUAGCAGGAACCAUGGGAAUGUCCCUUUUUAUGCAAUACGUAGAAGACGCAUGACUUUCAUAUGUUUCUGAUUCAUUCGUGUAUGAAUAAAGGAAGUUUCCAAAGAAGGCAAUUGGGCAAUAGAGCAGCUUUCACUUUAGUGAGACCUAUACACAACUUGCCGUGUACAGAAGGUCUUUUCAUGAAUACUCGGUGGAAGGACUUACUGUUUGGAGAGGGGGAAGCAGAAGGCUGGAAGAGGAAUGUUGUGUAUUAAUCCUGUGUAAUCAUGAAGUCUCUGCGCUGGUUUCAAUAUUUUUUUUUCUAGGAAGAAUCGAAUUGCUCAGCUGUGUGUACUGAAUCUCCCCUGACUGUUACGGAGUAUACACAGAAGAAAUGGAGCCAAGAAACAUCUCUGUCAUUCGGUUCAUGGCUGUGACUUCUUCUAUGGUGGGCCGCACAACCACUGCAAAUUACAACAACACGGAUUGCACCAGCAUCAUGAAGGAAAGAAACAACAACCUGGAACUUUUCUUGUUUAUCUUUCGUAUACUUGUGUUGGUUUUCGGGGUGAUAUUUAACUCCUUGGCAAUCUGGGUUUUCUGCUUUAAGAUGAAAAAAUGGACAGAGACAAGAGUCUUUAUGAUGAACCUCCUUCUUAGUGACUGCUGUCUUCUUUUUACACUUCCCUUUCGCAUCUAUCUCACCCGGCACUCAAUUAAUCUGGGUGCUAAAUUCUGCGAUGCACUCGUGUCGUUUUAUUUCAUGAACACAUAUAUAGGCAUUUCCACCAUCACCUUGAUAUCUGUGGACAGAUAUGUGGCCAUAAAGUUUCCACUAAGAGCAAGAUCUUUUCGUUCUGCCAAGAAGGCAGCUAUAGCUUGUGUGAUUGUCUGGUUCCUCUUCAUUGCCACCCGUCUCUACCUUGACCUGCUCGCAACUCCACCGUCAAGAAACUCAUCUCUGUGCUUCCAAAAAGCCAACACCAAACCGUUAAAGAGAACAUUGUAUUUUUCUAUUCUGGGCUUUUGUGUUCCAAUGCUUAUAUUAGUUUACUGUUCCACACAAAUUAUCCUCACCCUAAAGAGGAAGGAGAAAAUUAAUGCUCAAGAGGAGAAAGACAUUCAGAAAACUGUCAACAUAGUAACCACAAAUAUGGCAAUUUUCUUGCUUUGUUUUUUGCCCCUUGGCGUUGGAAAUAUAGUGCGAUUUAUUAUGGAAUCCAUGAAACUGGAAUGCUCAGUGUUAAAAACUGUUAGUGACUUUGCCCUUUUUGCUCAGGGCCUGAGUGAUCUGAACUGCUGCUUGGACAGUGUCUGCUAUUACUUUGUGGCCAAAGAAUUCUGGGAAAAAGUAUCUUUAUUUCCAAAGUCUAAAAAACAUCUGAUGCAGGACCAGACCCAGGAGUCCAGCAUCUAGAACAGAAAUCCUAUACUGUGUCAUGUUGAAAUCACAGAUUACCACUAUCUUUGUUGUAAAAAGAUCUUUAUGGGACCAAGGCUGACUUCAUAAAUUGUAGCAAAGUUUGGUUACAACAUUUCUUACAGUUUUAUAUUGCUAUAAUUUAUCUCUGUGUUAUGUACGUGCAGUGCAGUCACUGUCUCUGUGUAAGGAUACCAAGCCAUAGUUUCUUACUAGUGUGACCAGAUAGGUGAAAACUACACAAAGGAGGCCAGACUCAUAACUUAAUGCAACCAUACUAUUUAUUAGAGCCGGUUCACACUUCCGCGGCACGACUUCGGGGGAGACUCUGCAAGUCGUCCUGAA